AGCCUGCCGCCAUGUCUUCUUCUAGGGCGAGCGCUAGAGUCGAGGACACGUACGAAGCGCAGAAUGACCAGCGACUAGACGAGUUACAUUCCAAAAUCAGGACUUUGCGCGGUGUCACGACGGACAUCCAUGACGAUGUAGAACGGCAGAAUUUGAUGCUGGAUGAUACGAGCAAUGCCUUCUCGUCCUUUGGUUCUUCUCUAGCGGACUCAGGGCGCAGGGCAGCCCACGCGUUUGGUCUUGGCUCAGGAGGUGUAAAGCAAUGGCGUCUUAUCUUCUACUGCCUAGUAUUCUUGGUUGGCCUAUGGUUAACAUGGAAGAUUGUGUGGUAUUGGUUUUUCUCGAGCUAAGGGUGGAUAUAGUGUUCAAUUAUACCCCAUACAGUAUGUCCGUAUACCUCGAUCCUCCUCGCCAUUUGCAUCGACUAUCAUAAUUACCGUCAGGCCUUCGCUUAGUUGUGCUUUGUACUUAUCGCCAUGGACAUUCGAUCAAUCUAUAUUACUCGCAUUCUGCUCCUUC
Gloeophyllum trabeum ATCC 11539 is the source of this 519-nucleotide messenger RNA. RefSeq lists its product as uncharacterized. The record is from RefSeq and is a predicted model, not a curated record. The transcript is spliced from 3 exons. Gene Ontology annotation, biological process: intra-Golgi vesicle-mediated transport. The coding region runs from base 12 to 350 and encodes 112 amino acids. NCBI's taxonomy places the organism in Eukaryota, Fungi, Basidiomycota, Agaricomycetes, Gloeophyllales, Gloeophyllaceae.